AUGGGUUCUGCAACAAGAACUCCACCCUUUGGAGUCUAUACCCCGGUCGUUACCUUCUUCAACGACGACGAAAGUAUCAAUUACAAUGCCAUAACACAACACGUUAGUAGACUGCUUCAGGCUGGCGUGAAAGGACUCGUUGUUCAUGGUAGCAACGGAGAAGCUACCCACCUAUUGUCAGAUGAACGAGCUCAAGUUAUCCGACAUAUUCGUGGCUUGGUGUCCAGGUUCAACAGCGAUGCUGUGAUUAUCGCGGGAUGCAGCGCAAACAGCGUGCUGAAAACUGUUCGUCACAUCCAAGCUGCUUGCGAUGCGGGUGCAGACUUUGCUCUUGUGCUGCCUCCAAGUUACUGGAGUGCGGCCAUGAACAAACAGGUCAUCAAAGCCUUCUAUCUCGGGGUUGCUUCUAAAUCUCCCCUUCCCGUACUCAUAUACAACUUUCCUGGAGUCACUAGUGGCAUCGACGUUGACUCGGACCUUAUUCUCGAGCUAGCCAACGAGUCAUCCAACAUCGUGGGUGUUAAGCUUACAUGCGGAAACCUGGGCAAGCUGCAACGUAUCUCGACGUCGGUCGACCAAGAGAGAUUCACCGCUAUUGCCGGAAAGGCUGACUUCUUGCUGCCCGGCCUUGUAGUCGGCUCCAACGGCGUCAUCUCAGCCUUGGCAAACGUGGUUCCCAGGGUUCAUGUCGAGGUCAUUCGGCUCUAUACCGCCGGGGACCUUGAGAAGGCAAAGGCUAUACAAGCCGAAUUGUCCAAGGCUGAUUGGGCUCUUCUAAAGUUUGGUAUCUCAGGAGUGAAGGCGGCUUGUGAGAAGUGGUUCGGUUAUGGCAGCGGGAGAGUUAGGAGCCCACUUCCAAAUGUGGAUGUGAGAAAGCUAAGUGAAGGAGAUAUCAGCGCGUUGGUAUCACUUGUGAAAAUGGAAAAAUCACUUAUGGAAUCGGCGAGGCUAUAA
Molecule: messenger RNA, 954 nt
Organism: Fusarium oxysporum Fo47
Lineage: Eukaryota; Fungi; Ascomycota; Sordariomycetes; Hypocreales; Nectriaceae
Product: dihydrodipicolinate synthase family protein
Exons: 2
Coding region: 1-954 (317 amino acids)
Molecular function (GO): 4-hydroxy-tetrahydrodipicolinate synthase activity
Source: RefSeq, a predicted model, not a curated record